AUGUCUAGCGAUCCACCAACCACCAAGGCAACCGUCCUGAUUUCCGGUGAAGGUUCUAACCUGCAAGCUCUCAUCGAUGCGACAAGCAAUUUAAUGCCGUACCUCAAAAUCGUCCGAGUGAUUAGCAACAAGGCAAAAGCCAAUGGACUCAAUCGCGCAAAGGCAGCCGCAAUCCCAACCGCAUACCACAAUCUCGUGUCCGGCAAAUACCAUAAAUUGGGUGAGAAAGAUGAAAGUGUGAAGCAAGCUGCUCGAGAGAAGUACGAUGAAGACUUGGCAAAAUUGAUUCUGGAGGAUGAGCCGGAUAUCGUCAUUUGCGCUGGUUGGUCAUUCGAAUAUGUGUCUAUUCUGCUCAUGCUGACGUAUUCGUAGGUUGGAUGCACAUUCUUACUCCCAAGUUUCUGGAUCCUUUAGAACAACGGACCCCUAAAAUCCCUGUCAUCAAUCUACAUCCUGCCUUACCAGGAGCAUACGAUGGAGCACACGCUAUCGAAAGAGCCCACAAAGACUACCAGGAUGGGAAGUUAGAAAACGACACCACCGGCAUCAUGAUACACUACGUGAUCAGCGAAGUAGAUCGUGGCGAGCCGAUUGUCGUAAGAAUGAUUAAGUGCAAGCCAUCAGAAACAUUAGAUGAGCUGGAAACGAGAGUUCAUGCCGAAGAGCACCAAUUGAUUUUGGAGGGAACCCAAAUGGCAAUUCACAAUCUCUGGGGGCAAAGAUCCAAAUCAAAUUAA
Messenger RNA from Hymenoscyphus albidus, 737 nucleotides. NCBI's taxonomy places the organism in Eukaryota, Fungi, Ascomycota, Leotiomycetes, Helotiales, Helotiaceae. The record is from the annotation of a GenBank genome assembly.